AUGACCCUACUUCGCCUAUCACCGCUGGUACAGCGCAUUCAAGCAAAUUCCCCGUACAUAGACAUAUACACCAACGCCUCGACGAGUCCGCUCCGAUCCCGUUCCUCAGAGAAGCACGCGACACUAACCCUAUCACACGCACACCCUGAACCGAAGAGGUGGGAAAAUGCUGGGGGCUGGGGCGCAAGGCAUAUAAACGACAAGGCACCUUUCAACCUAUGGGACGAAAAUAAACGGGAAUAUCGAAUGCCAACAGGAAAUGAGUUGAAAUGGCUACGAGUGAAUUUUGGAGAUGGCCAAAUUGGAAUGUCGGGAUGGUACUUGUGGAUCGAAACAGCCAAACCACCGCAGCCAGUACCGCUCACGGUGGGAUGUAUGCCGGUUAUGUUCAUCGGCAUUGGUGAAGAACAUCAUGAACCCAUCCCCCAAUGUCUAUAUCCCAGUCCUCGAAUUGGUGACCCAUGCCCUACUGUUCGGUGGGCCAAGAUGGAAUUCCCUACCAAAGAGCAGAAUGCCGCUAUCCUCACCGCAUUACAACCUCUGGCAAGUGUCCGCGAAAUUAUUUAUAUGCCACAUUGGACCAUUGUUGAGCUAGAGUAUGGGGAUGGUCGCCAUUAUGAGCCUAGGUCCCUUCCAGGUACCGUGGCAGGACGGACAACACUAUAUCAUCACGCUGAAGCUCGUUUUUACAAAUCAAUGAAGAAUAUGACACGAGCACGCCGUAUCGACCCUGCUCAGCAUCCUCCGAUGAAUCUUGGACCCAUGCCGCAAGAUGCGCACAACUAUCUCCGGCAAACAUCGCAUUUAAGCCCAGGCUGCAGACUAGAAUAUGGCUUUGGUAUGACAGGUUCACAUGUUGAGGGUAUUAACGCUGCAACAUCGGCAGGGGUAAAGCUCAGACGAGUUGAUGGACAAGAGGUGUUGACCGCUUCUCACCAUGGGUUCUUAAUUUCUAGUGAAGUUUAUCAUCCAUUUGCCGGCGAGGACAAGAUCGGCGAUAUCAUCGAUACCAGGCCGCAACUUGAUAUAGCACUGGUUAGACUUACGCCUACUGCAUCUGCAAAAUUCACAAAUACUUGCUACUUCCAAGCUGAAACUCCGCGGACACUUUUAAGAGGCUCUGAAAUUAUACAAGGUUCCUGGUCGGAGGUCGACGGGAUGAGCUCAGGUCUCGUAACACUUUUGACGUAUGGAAGGCGUUUCUUGAAGCCCAAACGACCGGCUGGACAUCCAGAAAUUGACUUCAGAGAAUGGCAGUCAUAUUCGGUUGACGCAAUAUUCGGUGCGGUGAACAAUACUAUAUGUGAAGGAAUGUGUGGGGCACCAAUCGUUCAAUGCGAGGCCGGCGGAGUUGGAGGGUUCUUCCAUCUAUCCGAUGGAGUUAACUGCUUUACGGCUCAUCUAGACGAUCUUGUCGCUGAGGGAUGGGAGGUUGCGUAG
This is a messenger RNA of Glarea lozoyensis ATCC 20868, 1440 nucleotides long. RefSeq lists its product as uncharacterized. The transcript has a single exon. The record is from RefSeq and is a predicted model, not a curated record. NCBI's taxonomy places the organism in Eukaryota, Fungi, Ascomycota, Leotiomycetes, Helotiales, Helotiaceae. The coding region runs from base 1 to 1440 and encodes 479 amino acids.